GGCGAGCGGGCGGGCGGGCACGGCGGGUUCCGGGCCAGCCCCGGGGGCGGACGGUUGGCCGGGCUCGCGGAGCCUAGCCGAGGCCUUGCCGGAGCUGGGCCGGGCUGCAGGGGCCGUCGCCGCCCGGGCCCGCCGCCCGCGCCCCCCACGCUGGCCCAGAGGGCUGCGGCCGCGUCGCCGCUGAGGAUGUCCCGGAAGGGGCCGCGAGCGGAGGUGUGUGCGGACUGCAGCGCCCCGGACCCCGGCUGGGCCUCCAUCAGCAGGGGUGUGCUGGUGUGUGACGAGUGCUGCAGCGUGCACCGGAGCCUGGGACGCCACAUCUCCAUCGUCAAGCACCUUCGCCACAGCGCCUGGCCCCCCACUCUGCUGCAGAUGGUGCACACACUCGCCAGCAACGGGGCUAACUCCAUCUGGGAGCAUUCCCUGCUGGACCCCGCGCAGGUGCAGAGCGGCCGGCGCAAAGCCAACCCCCAAGACAAAGUCCACCCCAUCAAGUCAGAGUUCAUCAGAGCCAAGUACCAGAUGCUGGCUUUUGUGCACAAGCUGCCCUGCCGGGACGACGACGGAGUCACCGCCAAGGACCUCAGCAAGCAACUCCACUCGAGCGUGCGGACGGGAAACCUGGAGACGUGUCUGCGCCUGCUGUCCCUGGGUGCCCAGGCCAACUUCUUCCACCCAGAGAAGGGCACCACACCGCUGCAUGUGGCUGCCAAGGCAGGGCAGACGCUGCAGGCCGAGCUUCUUGUAGUGUACGGGGCUGACCCUGGCUCCCCUGAUGUUAACGGCCGCACACCCAUUGACUAUGCCAGGCAGGCGGGGCACCAUGAGCUGGCGGAAAGGCUAGUCGAGUGCCAGUAUGAGCUCACUGACCGGUUGGCCUUCUAUCUCUGUGGACGCAAGCCGGAUCACAGGAAUGGGCAUUACAUCAUCCCACAGAUGGCAGACAGAUCGCGGCAAAAGUGCAUGUCUCAGAGCCUAGACCUGUCCGAGUUGGCCAAAGCUGCCAAGAAGAAGCUGCAGGCGCUCAGCAACCGGCUUUUUGAGGAACUCGCCAUGGACGUGUAUGACGAGGUGGAUCGAAGAGAAAAUGACGCUGUGUGGCUGGCGACCCAAAACCACAGCACCCUGGUGACAGAGCGCAGUGCCGUACCCUUCCUGCCCGUUAACCCUGAAUACUCAGCCACGCGGAAUCAGGGGCGACAGAAGUUGGCCCGCUUUAAUGCCCGAGAGUUUGCCACCUUGAUCAUCGACAUUCUCAGUGAGGCCAAGCGGAGACAGCAGGGCAAGAGCCUGAGCAGCCCCACAGACAACCUCGAGCUGUCUGUGCGGAGCCAGAGUGACCUGGACGACCAGCACGACUACGACAGCGUGGCCUCGGACGAGGACACAGACCAGGAACCCCUGCGCAGCGCCGGUGCCACCCGGAACAACCGUGCUCGGAGCAUGGACUCCUCAGACCUGUCGGAUGGGGCCGUGACACUGCAGGAGUACCUGGAGCUCAAGAAGGCCCUGGCCGCCUCCGAGGCAAAAGUGCAGCAGCUCAUGAAAGUCAACAGCAGCUUGAGUGACGAGCUCCGGAGGCUGCAGCGGGAGAUCCACAAGCUGCAGGCCGAGAACUUGCAGAUCCGGCAGCCGCCGGGGCCAGUGCCCACAGCCCCACUCCCCAGCGAACGAGCGGAGCACGCGCCCAUGGGGCCUGGCGGGAGCACCCACCGCAGGGACCGCCAGGCCUUCUCCAUGUAUGAACCGGGCUCUGCCCUGAAGCCCUUUGGAGGCCAACCUGGGGAUGAACUCACCACCCGGCUCCAGCCUUUCCACAGCACCGAGCUGGAGGAUGACGCCAUCUAUUCAGUGCACGUCCCUGCUGGCCUUUACCGGGUUCGGAAGGGGGUGUCGGCCUCAGCUGUGCCCUUCACUCCCUCCUCCCCACUGCUGUCGUGCUCCCAGGAAGGAAGCCGCCACACGAGCAAGCUUUCCCGCCAUGGCAGCGGCGCAGACAGUGACUAUGAGAACACGCAAAGUGGGGACCCGCUGCUGGGCCUGGAAGGGAAGAGGUUUCUAGAGCUGGGCAAGGAAGAGGACUUCCACCCGGAGUUGGAAAGCCUGGAUGGAGACCUCGACCCUGGGCUUCCCAGCACAGAGGAUGUCAUCCUGAAGACGGAGCAGGUCACCAAGAACAUUCAGGAAUUAUUGCGGGCUGCCCAGGAAUUCAAGCAUGACAGCUUUGUGCCCUGCUCAGAAAAGAUCCAUUUGGCUGUGACUGAGAUGGCCUCUCUCUUCCCAAAGAGGCCAGCCCUGGAGCCAGUGCGCAGCUCCUUGCGGUUGCUCAACGCCAGCGCCUACCGGCUGCAGAGCGAGUGCCGGAAGACAGUGCCCCCGGAGCCUGGCGCCCCUGUGGACUUCCAGCUGCUGACUCAGCAGGUGAUCCAGUGCGCCUAUGACAUCGCCAAGGCUGCCAAGCAGCUGGUCACCAUCACCACCCGAGAGAAGAAGCAGUGACCACUCUCCCUGCACCCUCACCCGCACCCUGGGACCUCACUGGCUAUGGGAGCUGGGCCACUCCAGACACUAAUCCCUACCCCAACAGAGCCGCUGGCACAAGUGCCCUUAGUGCUGCCACUCUCACCUGGCAGCCAGGUGCCCUGGUGCCUGUCCCCCUUGAGCCCCCAAGGAUGGGGAGAUGAGGUGGCAGGAGCUUCUGUCCCCUACAUUCCAUGCA
Messenger RNA from Eubalaena glacialis (North Atlantic right whale), 2719 nucleotides. It is a transcript of the gene GIT1, whose product is annotated as GIT ArfGAP 1. Lineage: Eukaryota; Metazoa; Chordata; Mammalia; Artiodactyla; Balaenidae. The coding region runs from base 187 to 2499 and encodes 770 amino acids. Gene Ontology annotation, biological process: regulation of ARF protein signal transduction; brain development. Gene Ontology annotation, molecular function: GTPase activator activity; protein binding. The record is from RefSeq and is a predicted model, not a curated record. The transcript has 21 exons.